AUGGAGCCAGGGAACCUCACCUGGAUAUCAGAAUUUGUCUUCCUGGGGCUCUCACAGACUCGGGAGCUCCAGCUUUUCCUGUUUUUGGUGUUCCUGCUGGUCUACACCACAACUGUUCUGGGAAACCUCCUCAUCAUGAUCACAGUGACCGCAGACUCCCGGCUUCACAGCCCCAUGUACUUUCUGCUUCGGAAUCUGGCUAUCUUAGACCUCUGUUUCUCCUCAGUCACUGCCCCAAAGAUGCUGGUGGACUUCCUCUCUGAGAAGAAGACCAUCUCCUACCUGGGCUGCAUGGCCCAGGUCUUCUUCUUCCACUUUCUGGGAGGUGCCAUGGUCUUCUUCCUCUCAGUGAUGGCCUAUGACCGCCUUGUUGCCAUCUCCCGGCCCCUCCAUUAUGUCACCAUCAUGAACACUCAGCUCUGUGUGGGGCUGGUGGUGACAGCGUGGAUGGUAGGUUUUGUCCACUCCAUUACCCAACUGGCUCUGAUGCUGCCACUGCCUUUCUGUGGCCCCAAUGUCCUGGAUAACUUCUACUGUGACGUUCCACAAGUGUUGAGACUUGCCUGCACUGACACCUCCCUCCUAGAGUUCCUCAUGAUCUCCAACAGUGGGCUGCUGGAUGUCAUCUGGUUCGUCCUCCUCCUGGCCUCCUACUUGGUCAUCCUGGUGAUGCUAAGGUCCCAUUCAGAGCAGGCAAGGAAGAAAGCAGCUUCCACCUGCACCACCCACAUCGUCGUGGUGUCUAUGGUCUUCAUUCCAAGCAUCUACCUCUAUGCCCGGCCCUUCACUGCCUUCUCCAUGGACAAGGCUGUGUCUAUCAGCCACACGGUCAUGACCCCCAUGCUCAACCCCAUGAUCUACACCCUGAGGAACCAGGAGAUGCAGGCAGCAGUGAAGAGAUUAGGGAGACAGCGACUGGUUUGUAAAAAGGACUGACAGUGGGUAGGUCACUUCCCUUUGGCUUUGUUUUCCAUUUGUAGAGUGGACGGAGAGCUAGUAUCUGUUCUCUUCAUAACUUGUGGAUAUGUUGUGAGGGUCAUUGUAGAAGUGAGUGAGUUCUGAAACUAAGCAACUUACUCAGAUUUUUAGGCAAAGGAAAAUUUCUUUGUUUUUGAUUGUGAUAUAUGAU
Messenger RNA from Myotis brandtii (Brandt's bat), 1129 nucleotides. Its product is annotated as olfactory receptor 4D2. Gene Ontology annotation, biological process: G protein-coupled receptor signaling pathway. The transcript has a single exon. The coding region runs from base 1 to 936 and encodes 311 amino acids. Lineage: Eukaryota; Metazoa; Chordata; Mammalia; Chiroptera; Vespertilionidae. Gene Ontology annotation, molecular function: olfactory receptor activity; G protein-coupled receptor activity. Gene Ontology annotation, cellular component: membrane. The record is from RefSeq and is a predicted model, not a curated record.